CGCAUAUCCAAGCUACAUCUGAAAGGAGGAAUCGAACCAUGCUUGACAUGGUUCGUUCUAUGAUGGGUCAUUCGACUCUACCAGAAUCAUUCUGGGGGUAUGCGCUGAGCACUGCAAUAUAUACUCUUACCAGAGUUCCAACCAAGGCGGUUGAAGAAACACCAUACCAACUAUGGACGGGCAAAUGCCUGGUUCUGUCACACUUAAAGAUUUGGGGCUGUGAGGCUUAUGUCAAACGUCGUUUGACGAAUGGCAAGCUUGACGCCAAGUCUGAUAAGUGUUUCUUCGUGGGAUACCCAAAGGAAACUCAAGGGUAUUCAUUCUAUCACCCUAUCGAUAAGAAGGUAUUCGUUGCUCGCAAUGGUGUCUUCCUCGAGAAGGAAUUUCUCUCCAUCGCAACUAGCGGGAGAAAGAUAGAGCUCGAAGAAAUUCGAGACGACGAAGAAACUAUCGCGCCGGUUCUGGAACAUGAGCUAGAGGAACAAACUGUUAUACCUCAAAAUGCUCAAGAUACACAAGAACCCCGUAGGUCUAACUGGUUACGCACACAACCUGAAAGGUAUGGAUUCCUCCAAACCUUUGAGGGUGACGUAAUGCUUAUCGACCAGGAUGAGCCGGAGACCUACCUCGUGGCAAUCAGUUGUCCCGAGGCUGAGGAAUGGCGUCAAGCCAUGCAGUCCGAAAUGGAUUCCAUGUACACCAACCAA
Messenger RNA from Cuscuta campestris, 707 nucleotides. NCBI's taxonomy places the organism in Eukaryota, Viridiplantae, Streptophyta, Magnoliopsida, Solanales, Convolvulaceae. The record is from the annotation of a GenBank genome assembly.